Molecule: messenger RNA, 2451 nt
Organism: Arachis stenosperma
Lineage: Eukaryota; Viridiplantae; Streptophyta; Magnoliopsida; Fabales; Fabaceae
Product: la-related protein 1B-like
Exons: 6
Coding region: 446-2116 (556 amino acids)
Molecular function (GO): RNA binding
Source: RefSeq, a predicted model, not a curated record
GGAGACAUAAAUAGGUUUUUGAUAACACCAACACUUUGUUUGUUGUGUGUUGCUUGUGGUGGUGUUGUUGAGCCGCAAAGCAAAGCAAAACAAAACAAAGGGAGGGGCAGAGAGAGAAAGAGAGAGAUCGCAGGUUUUUUGUGCUGUGACUUGAGAAGACUGAAGAGAGAUUGCAGUGUUUUUAUUUUCAUAUUCUACCUUCUAUCAUAACCCCCAAAGUUCCUCGCCUAGACACAAACCUUGAUUAUUUUAUUUUUAUAAAAUUUUUUUCCUUUUUUCCUUAGGUUUACUUUUUUCUGAUUUAUCAUUUAUUUGAUCCUCUUGUUGGGUUCUUCUAUUAUACUGAUCACAAUCACAAUCUCCGCACUUUCUUAGUUUCACUUUGUAAAAGAAUAAAAUAAAAAGAAUACAGAAAUUUGAGGAGAACUAGAAACCCUAAUUGGCAAUGGUUAACACAACGGAAUCUUCCUCUAACCACCACUCCCCGCCGAUGACGGCGGUCCCCCCUGAAUCCGACAGCCCUAAGUUCCCGCGAAAAAAUCUCCCUUCUCCAUGGGCUCAGGUUGUCCGCGGCGCCGAACCCGAAUCCACCGCCGGGACUCCCCAAUCGCCGCCGCUGCCGUCGUCUGCCUCCUCCUCCUCCUCCUCGCUUGCUGCCAGCGUUGCGUCAGUCCCGGAGCAGCUGCCUUCUUCAGAUUCCUCCUCCCCAAAGGCUGUAGCUGCCUCGCCGCUGGUGGACAACAGGAGUGUUGUGACAGCUCCUCCCGAUAGCUCCGAUGGCGGUGAGGGCAAUGCGGGUAGGUCCAAGAAACCCGCGUGGAAUAAACCUUCAAACGGGGUCGUAUCUGAGGCCGGUCUUGUGAUGGGAGGGUCAUGGCCUGCUUUGUCUGAAUCCACCAAAGGGACUCCCAAAUUGGCCGCCGAAUCAUCCUCCAAGACUGCCUUAGAUGCAUCGCUCUCCACAUCUCAGGGUCCUGUAACUUCGAACGCUCCCCAAAGACAAGCUACUAGCCAUGCAAAACCCAACUCUGCAACAACUUAUAACAUACCUAAUAGGCAAAGACCAAUGAAGCGUGGAGGUGGCAGCAACGUUGGGUCUGGUCCUUCUUCAAGCGGCUUUCCCAAUGUUGCGCCACCUCCACCACCCUUUCCUGUAUACCCAGUUCCUGCACCAGCAAUUGGUUACAGUAAUGUCAUGCCGGGAGCUCCAGACCAUUCUCCAAGAGAUCAUUAUCGUCGUAAUACCUGGGAUGCAAGACCACCUGUUGGGAAUUUUGUGCCUCCGAUGACUGAACAUCGGGGUUCAUCUGAACAUCGGGGUUCAUCUCGCCGGGGUAAUUUUGGGUCCCAUCCUAGGGGAGAUGGCUCCUAUCAUAAUAAUUAUGGUAGUAGGCGUGAUCAUGAUCGUGCCAAUUAUGGGAAUGCUAGAGAUGCUCAUGUACACCAACCAGGGGGAAUAUUGAGGCACCCACCACCGAAUGCUCCUUCAUUUGUUAACCCCGCACAUGUUGGAUCCUCACCCUAUGCUAACCACAUGGGCUUCCAUGGUCCGGACUUAUUAUAUGUUUCACCAGUACAAGUAGAUCCCAUGAGGGGCAUGCCAUUCUUUCCUUCCACUCCUCUUCCUCCUUCUCCUCCUCCUCCUCCUACGAUGUUCUUCCAUGCAGAAACUUCUUCUCCUCUUAACAAUAUGAUUAUCAAGCAAAUUGAAUACUACUUUAGUGAUGCUAAUUUAGUAAAAGAUGAAUAUUUAAGGUCCAACAUGGAUGAACAGGGUUGGGUUCCCAUUACGUUGAUAGCAAACUUUCCUCGUGUUAAAAAUUUAACAAGUAACAUCCCAUUGAUACUGGAUUCAUUAAGAGGUUCAGCUAUUGUCGAAGUGCAAGGUGACAAGUUAAGGAGGCAUAAUGAGUGGAUGAGAUGGCUGCCGGCGACUCAUCUUCGGUCAGAUUCCAGUUCAAUAUCUACUGGUGGACCGAAUUUCAAUAACCUUGCAGCUAAUUUUCAAACAAUCACUUUGGAAGAAGCAGCUAAAAUUGAAGGUACAGUCCAGAUGUCUGGUGUUACUCAAAUCUCAAAUGGUGAUGAUACUGCUGCUCUUGUCAACAAGAAUUAGAACUGUACCUACAUAAUCUACCCCUCUAAAUUUCUUAAAUUUCUUAGCCUUGUCAGGCGUCUAGUAUCCAGCAUUGCAAUAUCUGAUUUUUGGCAUUUUCUUCUUCAAUGCCCUCUCUCCCUUUUUUUUUUUCUUUGAGGUGAUGGGAACAGAGGUUGCAUGGAAGUUAAUCAUUCCUACGGUUGCUGAGUUCGAUUUUGAUCGUAAUUGAGUUUGAGUUGUGGAAACAAAUAAAAAUUGUUCACAAUUGUUACGAUCCAAAGUUAAAAGAUUAUGAAAUUGGACAGACAAAUUGAGAAUUUUGAUUGAGGCAUAUAUUUAAUGUUAUUGAUUUA